Molecule: messenger RNA, 2448 nt
Organism: Aedes albopictus (Asian tiger mosquito)
Lineage: Eukaryota; Metazoa; Arthropoda; Insecta; Diptera; Culicidae
Exons: 2
Coding region: 780-2108 (442 amino acids)
Source: RefSeq, a predicted model, not a curated record
GGAUGUUAAAAACCAGCAAUCUUCCAACACUGAUAGUCGUGGAGUGAAUUCCGAGCGCUCCCCUGCCGGUACCCGUCAUCGCGACAGCAGACAAAAGUCAACGCCAGAACAGUAAAGCAAAGCGACAACAAAGGAGGUUGAGGUUGUUUGCUGCAUGACCGUGUGAUUUGGCCGUAAAAGUCUACCCAAAUAGCUCCUCCCUGGUGGUUCGAUUAAAACCAGAGACGUUGGAACAGGAGUUCUUUGUACGCAGCUGUAAUUUGCCAACGAAGCCGGACGGAGAAGAAUUCUGGCAGGGUAGACAACGCAUUACCGAUGCUUAGUAACACGUUUAUUCUGAACCGUGAGUUAACUAUAUGCUAAAAUUUGAUAACCUAAAUUAAAUAACUAGUACCUUAAAACUAUCCUAAUUUGAAGAUCCUAGUUCUUGAAACUUAAAACUAUAUGUACACUUGAAUUUGUUCUUAAAUACUAAAACAUGCAUUCGAUAGGUUAAGGUGAACAAGCUGAUUGUUGAGAAUCGAGGUUUCCUAAAUUAGGCAGAAGGCCACUGAAUGUAAGUUUGCGAUAAAAUGUAACUAAAACUUGAACUUAAACUAAUGAAACAUUAAAUAAAUUACAGCUUUGAGCUGCGUCUGUAAAGAACUGCUAAAGGAAGUGUUUUACCUGCCCUGAAACCCUCCGAUCCACAACAAACUCAAAGAUUCAUUGAGUAAAUCUGUUGCUGCGCAGUAAGCAGCCAAGUAAGCAGUUAGAAGUGCUGCUAAGUAAGCAGCAGAAUGAAUUCCGUUCGCACUUGCGAAAAAUGCCACACCAGUGGCACGGUGGAACAGAUGAUCGGUUGCGAUAUGUGCGACAUCUGGCUCCACAUGAAAUGUGCUGGUGUUACGACCGACACCGCAGAUCCUGACAAAAGCUGGCGCUGCGAACGAUGCCUACAUGAUGAGGCGACGGAACGAACCAGCCAUCGUAGCCGGAAGACCGGCAGGACGACAAGCAGCAUCUCGGCCCAGCGGGCAGAGUUGGCCCUACAGCUACUUGAGGAAGAACAGGCCCUGAUCAAGAGGAAUCGGGAACGAGAGGACGAAUUCCUCAAAAAGGAAGCGGAAAUGCAAAAGAAGAGAGCGGAGGAAGAUGCCAAGCUGCUGAAGCAGAAACAUGACCUGUUGAAGUCAUUGGAGGACGGAAAUGGUAGCAUCAGAAGCGGAAUCAGCAGCAACGCGAGUCGAAGAAGGGUACAGGAAUGGCUCGGAUCUAAUAGUGGUGGUUUGGUGCCGGUAACUGAGCAGCCACAGAUGUCUGGACCUACAGCCGAACUAUCCGCUACAUCGAAGAUAUCAGCACUUCCCAUUAUGCCACCACGGAAGUCCGGUGUCGACGUCCUUCUCAGCCAAGAUGCAGAGGGGAGUACCAUCGCUCCCAAAUCAACGUCAACACCGCAAAAAACCUUAAGUACACCAUUAAUUCUCUCUAACACACCAGUCCCUCCAAUGGUUGUGCCCUCUGAAAUAACCACCAGUGCUUCAAAUGCAAAGUGGGGUGGGUACUACCCGGGGAUUAAUGUCUUUUCAUCGUCCGUCCUUCCGACGAUCCCUGAAAACAAACCGAGCGUGACAAAUGUCGAUACAACAAAUGCACCUCUCGGGAGUUAUGCUACUUCACAAGCGAUUCCCCUUUCGGUUGGGAACCCCGCUAAUCAAUAUCCUCACAUAUAUGCUACUGGGUCAAAAUUCACAUAUGCUUCUGGGUAUGAAAGUACGUCAACCGGGCAGACAGUAUCAGUCAAUCCAUCCAGUUCACCGUUUGUGUCAGUGCCAGCCCAAUCGUUCGGGCUUACGCCAAGUGUAGUGACAACGAGUUCCUUGUUGAAGUCGGGAGUGCCUUGCCCAGGUCAGUGGAACGAACUUCAGACUUUCCCAGUAGUACCAGCGCGUUCAACAGGGUUGUACGCACAAGCACAGUUUGGUCAACGAAUGGAUGGCAGCUCCAAUCCCGUGGUUACAGCAGCAAACGUGAGCAAUUCGGAUGUGCAUCAGGUCAGUAGAUCACGGUACCCCGUGCCAUCCGGCGUGCAGCAGCAGAAUGAGCCGGUUCAAUCUGCGUCAUAACUAGUGGGCAGCAGCCGAAUGUGUCAUUUCUUCCCGCCCCAUCCGGUGCACAGCAGUUCAAUGUGCCUUUCCAACAAGCGCCAUCCGGCGCACAAAUGGCGGCGCGGCAAGUAAUGCCGCGCGAAUUACCGACGUUCGCUGGUGACCCACAAGACUGGCCGUUGUUCUCCAGUUCGUUUUACAACUCAACGGCGGCUUGUGGAUUCACAGAUGUGGAGAAUUUGGCUAGACUACAACGUUGCUUGAAGGGACAUGCGCUAGAUUCGGUGAAGAGCCGUCUGCUGUUGCCACAGUCAGUGCCACACGUGAUGGAGACACUACGGAUGCUGUAUGGACGACC